Messenger RNA from Eimeria necatrix, 462 nucleotides. RefSeq lists its product as hypothetical. The transcript is spliced from 3 exons. Gene Ontology annotation, cellular component: myosin complex. Gene Ontology annotation, molecular function: cytoskeletal motor activity; ATP binding. The annotation marks the transcript as partial. NCBI's taxonomy places the organism in Eukaryota, Apicomplexa, Conoidasida, Eucoccidiorida, Eimeriidae. The record is from RefSeq and is a predicted model, not a curated record.
GGCAUGACUGUGUGGUGCGACUCUGCCCCUAGCGUGCUGAAAAACCCCUCAUGUCUUUACGCCAAAUGCACCGUUUUGGAGAUCAUGAGUAACCAGACAGUUAAAUUAAAGGAAAUUGCCGAACCAGGCAGAGAGACACUGGCGGACCCUCUGUUGAUUUCAAUAAACCCUUUUGGAUGGUCUGGGAGUUCUUUGAAAGAAAAGCAAGCUUGCGAGCUGCUGUCCCUGGAAGCCGCAGUUGUUGAAGAGGCGCUGCUGCGGCGGGUGACAGUGUCGGGGACGCAGGCGGUGGCGGGGCGGUGGCGGCAGCAGCAGGCGGAGCUGCAGCAGCAGUCGCUGUGCAAGGGCGUUCACGAGCGGCUUUUUCUCUGGAUCAACAAGCAAAUCAACAAAAACAUCAACAAAAAACAGAGCCUCGACACUUUCGUCGGUGCGCACCCAGCUAGCCAGCUAGCCAGCUAG